Molecule: messenger RNA, 1194 nt
Organism: Phytophthora megakarya
Lineage: Eukaryota; Oomycota; Peronosporomycetes; Peronosporales; Peronosporaceae
Source: the annotation of a GenBank genome assembly
CCCCACCUGUUGGAGUUACUUCAGGAGGCCGAUGGGCUCCAAGCUUGGUUCAAGUCCUUACGCCUAGUGCACGUGAAAAGCGAUUUCAACACUGUUGCCGACUACAUCUCCAAGCGAGCCAUCAAGGACCAGUCAUCAUUGGAGGUCAUGGACCCCGCUGAACGCAAGUUGCUCCAAGGCCUGAAUCGGAUCCACGAAAAACCGAUGAAGGAUCCGAGCCCCCGGAAACAGUCGCUGAUGGAGUGCGCGUUUCUAGCCACGGCUCGAAACAUACCCAAGCACUCCCCAAGAGGUUCAGAAGACGACGUGUUCGCGGUGACGCGCUCGAAGUCCAAACAGGUCAAGACCACAGCGGAAUUGGCCCCAGGAACCAGAGCCGACGACUCUGGAACCGACGGUCCCAGAACCAAUGCCCUCGGAACCAACGAGUCGGAAACCGAUGAUACGGAGGACAAGCCGACAGCCGCUCCCCGGCUCCUCGACUGCCAGGCCUCUAACGAAGACCCUGAAGACGUUCGCGCAGAACGAUGGAGGAAGAUUUGCUCUCACCAGGCACACGACCCAGGGCUAGCGCCCUUGCUAAAGUUCCCCCAGGGCGAGACCGAGCAGUUGUCCCUGAGACAAACUACACACUUGUGCACCAGUUUGUACCGUCUCCGCCUGGUAGUACCCUGGGAUCUCCAGGAGGACAUUCUGCACCACUGCCACGUGGACUUCCAAGGUGCUCAUCAGGGGAUUACCCGGCCCUACGAGAGACUGCGCAAGGAGUUCUACUGGAUCGGCAUGUUUAAGGAUACCGAGGGAUACGUCAAAAAGUGCGUUGACUGUGUAACGGCUAAGGGAAUCCGGGACCGUCGCCCGGGAAAUACGGCGCUGCUUCUGUUCCAGUGCGGGUUCUCGGGGCGCAUCAUGUGCAAAGCGAUGGCGAGCACCGAAGGCCGGGACCUGCCUGAAGCCCACGAAGAGUGUGAGUUCCGGAGGUUCGGAGCCAGCGAAAUGAUCCGGCACGACCGAGACCCACGCUUCAUGGGUCGGGUGUUCAAGCACUUUCGGGAGAUCCUCGGGAGCAGGCAACGCGCAACCCUAGUCUACCGUCACCAGGCCAACGGACAACUAGAGAGGUUCAUGCAAACGGUGAUCCGCAGUGUUAAAGCAUACAUACAGAAUGUGGAUCGCGUGACUGGGACGAGCUAG